AUGUACGUGAAGAAGAGAGAUGGACGCCAGGAGCGCGUCCAGUUCGACAAGAUCACUGCUCGGGUCUCGAGACUGUGUUACGGCCUCGACACCGAACAUGUCGACCCCGUCGCCAUUACCCAGAAGGUCAUCUCUGGUGUCUAUGGUGGUGUGACCACUAUUCAACUUGAUGAUCUCGCUGCCGAGACCGCCGCCUAUAUGACCGUCACCCACCCGGACUACGCCAUCCUCGCGGCUCGCAUCGCCGUCUCCAACCUCCACAAGCAGACGAAGAAGCAAUGGUCUUCAGUCAUCAGCGACUUGUAUCACUAUGUCAACCCCAGAAACGACCGUGCGUCUCCCAUGAUUGCCAAGUCGACAUACGAGUGUGUCAUGAGACACAAGGAGGAACUCGACUCAGCCAUCGUUUACGACCGCGAUUUCAACUACCAAUACUUUGGCUUCAAGACCCUAGAGCGCUCCUACCUCCUCAAGCUCAAUGGUAAGAUUGUUGAGCGUCCCCAGCACAUGAUUAUGCGUGUCGCUGUCGGUAUUUGGGGAGACAACAUUGAGCGCGUUGUCCAGACCUACAACCUCAUGUCCAGCAAGUUCUUCACCCACGCCUCACCCACUCUCUUCAACGCCGGUACUCCUCAGGCCCAGCUGUCUUCCUGCUUCCUGGUGGACAUGAAGGACGACUCCAUUGAGGGUAUUUAUGACACUCUCAAGUCGUGCGCAAUGAUUUCCAAGAUGGCUGGUGGUAUUGGCAUGAACGUUCACCGCAUUCGUGCCACUGGUUCCUAUAUCGCCGGUACCAAUGGCACUUCCAACGGUAUUGUUCCCAUGCUCCGCGUCUUCAACAACACUGCCAGAUAUGUCGACCAGGGUGGCAACAAACGUCCCGGUGCAUUUGCAAUCUACCUUGAGCCCUGGCACGCUGACGUCUUCGAGUUCCUUGAUCUCCGCAAGAACCACGGCAAGGAGGAGGUUCGCGCCCGUGAUCUAUUCCUCGCCCUUUGGAUCCCCGACCUGUUCAUGAAGCGUGUCGAGAAAAACGGCGAAUGGACUCUCAUGUGCCCUAACGAGUGCCCCGGCCUUGCUGACUGCUACGGUGAUGAGUUCGAAGCCCUCUACGAAAAGUAUGAGCUCGAUGGCAAGGGUCGUAAGACCAUCAAGGCUCAAAAGCUCUGGUACUCUAUCCUAGAGGCCCAAACUGAGACCGGCAACCCCUUCAUGCUCUAUAAGGAUGCCUGCAACCGCAAGAGCAACCAGAAGAACCUGGGCACUAUCCGCAGCUCUAACCUCUGCACUGAGAUUAUCGAGUACUGUGCUCCUGACGAGACUGCCGUUUGCAACCUGGCUUCCCUGGCUCUUCCCGCCUACGUUGACUACAACCAGGGCGUCUAUGAUUUCAAGAAGCUGCACGAGGUUACCAUGGUUGUUGUGCGUAACCUGAACCGUAUCAUUGAUGUCAACCACUACCCCAUCCCCGAGGCUCGUAACAGUAACAUGCGUCACCGCCCCAUUGGUGUCGGUGUCCAGGGUCUUGCCGAUGCCUUCCUUGCUCUGCGCAUGCCUUUUGAGUCUCCCGAAGCCCGUGAGCUCAACAAGCAGAUCUUUGAGACCAUCUACCACGCUGCCCUGACUUCUUCUAUGGAGCUUGCCAAGGAGGAAGGCCCAUACCAGUCGUUCAAGGGUUCCCCCGUUUCGGAGGGCAUCCUCCAGUUUGAUAUGUGGAACGUGAAGCCCUCUGACCUCUGGGAGUGGGAUGAGCUCCGUGAGCAGAUCAAGCAGCAUGGUGUCCGCAACUCUCUACUGGUUGCCCCUAUGCCUACUGCCAGUACCUCGCAGAUCCUUGGCAAUAACGAAUGCUUCGAGCCUUACACUUCCAACAUCUAUCAGCGCCGUGUUCUGGCCGGUGAGUUCCAGGUUGUCAACCCUUGGCUGCUCAAGGACCUUGUCGACAUGGGUCUCUGGUCUGAUGCCAUGAAGAACCGCAUUAUUGCCGACAACGGCUCUAUCCAGAACAUUCCCAAUAUCCCUGCCGAUAUCAAGGCUCUGUACAAGACUGUCUGGGAGAUUUCCCAGCGCCAGAUUGUUCAGAUGGCUGCCGAUCGUGGUGCAUUUAUUGACCAGUCCCAAUCUCUCAACAUUCACAUGCGCGACCCAACUAUGGGCAAGAUUACCAGUAUGCACUUUGCUGGCUGGAAGCUUGGUCUCAAGACUGGCAUGUACUACCUGCGCACGCAGGCUGCUGCCGCCCCUAUCCAGUUUACUGUGGACCAGGAAGCCCUGAAGCUGGUUGAUGCCUCCAUUGCCCGUGAGCGUCUUCCGAAGAAGCGUGCUCCUCCUGCCGGCACAAGCUACAUGUCCUCGUCUGCUUCUCCCAUUGCUAGAGCGUCUGUCGCCCCCAAGGACGCGGGCAACUCUGCGAGCUCCAACGGCAUCCCCACCCCCAGUACUACCCCUCCUCCGGCCGUUACGUCGAGAGCCCCCCUCUCGUCUCCCCAGAAGCCCAACACUAUGAAGGCGGACGUCGAGGACGGUGACAGCCCUAAGGUCCUUGCCACUGAGCCUAUUGAGCAGGUUGACGAGGAGCUUACCGAAGGCAAGCGCACCAGUGACCAGGACGAGGAUGGCGAUGACAACAAGAACCGCGAACGUGAUAUUUACUCUGAGGCCGUCGUUGCUUGCAGCAUUGAGAACCCCGAGUCGUGUGUCAUGUGCAGCGGUUAG
Cordyceps militaris CM01 is the source of this 2715-nucleotide messenger RNA. RefSeq names its product ribonucleoside-diphosphate reductase large chain. Gene Ontology annotation, biological process: DNA replication; deoxyribonucleotide biosynthetic process. Gene Ontology annotation, cellular component: ribonucleoside-diphosphate reductase complex. The transcript is spliced from 3 exons. The coding region runs from base 1 to 2715 and encodes 904 amino acids. Gene Ontology annotation, molecular function: ribonucleoside-diphosphate reductase activity, thioredoxin disulfide as acceptor; ATP binding. NCBI's taxonomy places the organism in Eukaryota, Fungi, Ascomycota, Sordariomycetes, Hypocreales, Cordycipitaceae. The record is from RefSeq and is a predicted model, not a curated record.